Anolis carolinensis (green anole) is the source of this 7945-nucleotide messenger RNA. RefSeq names its product SR-related CTD associated factor 4 (gene scaf4). The transcript is spliced from 20 exons. The record is from RefSeq and is a predicted model, not a curated record. The coding region runs from base 16 to 3438 and encodes 1140 amino acids. Lineage: Eukaryota; Metazoa; Chordata; Lepidosauria; Squamata; Anolidae. Gene Ontology annotation, cellular component: nucleus. Gene Ontology annotation, molecular function: RNA polymerase II C-terminal domain phosphoserine binding; RNA binding. Gene Ontology annotation, biological process: negative regulation of termination of RNA polymerase II transcription, poly(A)-coupled.
UCCGUUUGUUUGUCUAUGGCGCCUGCCUCCGCCUCUUCCGCCUCUUCCUCCUCCCCCCUCCCUUCUCUGAGGGGAGGCGCGAGGCCCGGAGGUCUGCGCUAUCCCAGGGUGCAGUUCGCGGCGUGGCCUCCGCCGUCCCGCCGGGUGGGAGAGAGAGACGCUCUGUACCGCUCCCUCACCAACGAGACGACACCGCCACCGCCAAACGGACAUGUUCGCGCCCAGGCCUUGAAACGGGGACGGAAGCGACGUCCUAGCCGCGCUUUCCUUCUGGCCUUCCUUCCCUCCCCCGCCGCCGUUGUGGACCCCUCGCCGACCGACAACAUGGAGGCUGUGAACGCCUUCAACCAGGAGCUUUUCUCACUGAUGGAGAUGAAGCCUCCUAUUUCCCGUGCAAAGAUGAUUCUCAUCACUAAAGCUGCCAUUAAAGCUAUUAAGCUUUAUAAGCAUGUUGUCCAGAUCGUUGAGAAGUUUAUAAAAAAAUGUAAACCAGAGUAUAAAGUCCCUGGAUUAUAUGUAAUUGACUCAAUUGUUCGUCAGUCUCGCCAUCAGUUUGGAACAGACAAGGAUGUUUUUGGGCCAAGAUUCUGUAAAAAUAUAAUUGCCACAUUCCAGUAUUUAUAUCUUUGUCCAUCAGAAGAUAAGAGUAAGAUAGUUCGUGUCCUCAACCUAUGGCAGAAAAAUGGAGUAUUUAAAAUAGAAAUUAUUCAGCCUCUUCUGGACAUGGCAGCAGGAGCUAGCAGUACAGCUUCAAUGACUGAAGAUGCCACUAAUAAUGAAGGUUCACCACCUCCUACUACAGCAAUUCCAUCAGAGCUUCCACAGGUUUCUUCUAAUUCAGUACCUGCUGUGCCACAAUUGCCCAGUUCUGAUGCUUUUGCAGCUGUAGCUCAGUUAUUUCAAACUACACAAGGACAACAACUGCAACAGAUUCUUCAGACUUUUCAGCAGCCCCCUAAACCUCAGUCUCCAGUGAUAGAUAAUAAUGUGAUGGCUCAGGUCCACGCUAUUACUGCUCAGCUGCAGACAACACAACCGUCAGAACAAAAGCAUGAUUUCUCAGCCCCAGAACAAAAGACAUCCUUUGAUAAGCUGUUGGAUCGAUUUGACUAUGAUGAUGAGCCAGAAGCAGUGGAAGACCCAAAGAAAGAAGAAUCAUUAUCUUCUUCAGUAUCUCAACCAACCUUUGGAUUUCCAAGUGAAGGCAUACAACAACCAAUUUAUCCUCAGAUCCCAAAUAUCGAUCAGUUCCAGCAGCGAAUGUUGGGAAUACAGCAGGAUGCAAUGCUCCACCAGGCCCCACUUCCUCCAAAUGGACAAAUACCAACCUAUGGACUUCUGCCUGCACCACAAUUUCCACCCAUGGCUCAGACUGUUAUACCACCUUCGUCGCAGGUGCAGCAAUCUUUCCAGCCGCCUUUUCCAGUGCAAAGUGAGUCCCACAUGCAGAAAACACACCAACAGGAAAUGGAAAUGGAUCAUCCUCCUGUUCAAGAGGUAAAGAGACAUGACCACAGAAAGUCAAGAUCUAGAUCUGCAUCUAGGUCACCCAAAAGGAGAAGGUCACGUUCUAGUUCUCGAAAUCGACGAUCGCGCCAUCGUCGCUCUCGUUCUCGCUCUCGGGAUAGGCGUCGCCAUUCUCCUAGGACACGGUCCCAGGAAAGGCGGGAGAGGGAGAGGGAGAGAGAGAGGAGAGGGAAAGGUCUUCCCCCAAUUAAGCCAGAAACCGUUAGUGUUUGCAGUACAACACUGUGGUUAGGUCAGUUGGACAAACGAGCCACACAGCAGGAUGUCGGAGGCCUUCUUGAAGAGUUUGGUCCAAUUGAAUCUAUAAAUAUGAUACCUCCAAGAGGAUGUGCUUAUAUUGUAAUGGUGCAGAGACAGGAUGCAAACCGUGCCCUGCAAAAACUAAGCCGUGGAAAUUUUAAAGUGAAUCAGAAAUCAAUUAAGAUUGCCUGGGCUUUGAAUAAAGGAAUUAAACCAGAUUAUAAACAAUAUUGGGAUGUAGAAUUAGGUGUUACUUAUGUACCAUGGAGUAAAGUUAAACCUGAAGAUUUGCAAAGUUUUUGUGAAGGAGGAAUGCUGGACAACGAAACACUUAGUCCUGAAUGGAAAGGAAUUCCAAAAAAACCAGAAAACCAGGUAGCCCAAAAUGGUGGUGCAGGAGGUGGAGACACUGCACAUAAUGAACAAACAUUGCCUGUAUCUAAAACUGUUCAAAUGCCUGUUCCAAUACCUACACCAAUGGCAUUGCCUCCACCACAGGUUCCACAACAUCAGCCUGGCCCUCCAAUGGUUGGUACGCUUCAGCCACCUACUUUUACCCCUCCAUUAGGAAUUCCACCUCCUGGAUUUGGUCCUGGAGUUCCUCCACCACCACCUCCACCAUUUUUGAGACCUGGCUUUAAUCCAAUGCAUUUACCACCAGGGUUUCUCCCUCCUGGGCCUCCUCCUCCUAUUAAUCCUGUUUCAGUUCCUCCUGUCUCUGUCCCUCCUUCUGCAGGAGUAAACAUCCCAAACUUUACUGGAUCUAGAGGAGGUGCUGAAGAUGAGGAUGGCCCCGAAGGAUAUGAAACUGCUCCGCCGCCUACAACCUCGACUAGCGUGCCAGCUUCUGUCACGCAAUCAACUCCACUCCUUGGCACCCCAGGAACCACGCCUAAUCCUGUGAUUGGACUUCAGACGGCUUCCACAGGCCUUUUAGGUGCACGGCCUGGUUUGAUCCCACUCCAGCGACCCCCAGGAAUGCCACCCCCUCACCUGCAGCGUUUUCCAAUGAUGCCACCGCGGCAUAUGCCUCCCCACAUGAUGCACAGAGGCCCACCUCCAGGUCCGGGAGGCUUUGGGAUGCCCCCACCUCAUGGGAUGAAAGGCCCUUUCCCACCACCAGGCCACUUUGCAAGGCCUGGUGGACCUGAUGAUAAUAAUAGAGAUGGAAGGCAGUUCAGGAAUGAUAGGCAGCCAUUUACUCCAAACAGAGACCAGGAAAGAUUUGGAAGGCGACCUUUUGGGAAUCGGAUAGAAAAUGAGCGUGAACGUUUCGGAAACCGCAAUGACGACAGAGAGCAUGAACGCCUUGGUAACCGUGAAAGGAGAGAUUGGGGAAGAAGAAGCCCCGAACGUGAGAGACACCGAGACGUGGAGGAAAGAAAUAGACGUUUCAGCGGACAGAGAGAUUCUAGGGAUAGGGAAUCUCGCAGAGACAAGGACGAAAAUCGAGGGAAAGAGAAACCUGAGUUGACAGACAGCGUAGAUGGUGUCAAAAACCAUGAAUCCCAGAGUAGUAAAGUGGAAAAAACAGACACUGCUUCAGAACUGAAUAAAGCAGAGUCUAAACCCACAGGGGCAAAACCUGCAGAAGAGUUAACAUCUGAGUCUACCUCAUCUCUUGAAAAAUCUGAAAAGUCUACUGGCUCAGUUGUAGAAGGUUCUCGCUAGAGACUGGAAUUUUUUUCCAAGCAAAGUGACAUUGCAGUGUAGAUCUUUAGAGUUGUACAGUAUGCUGUAUAUUUGCUUUUGCUAUAUCUCAACUCCUCCAUAGUUUAUGGGGAUAUGUAAGCAAUUUGAUUGCUUCCCUUCUAUUUAAAGUAGUUACAAAAUAACAAAAAGAAAUGAAUAAACUAUUGCCCAUUUUUUUGCUGUAACUUUUUAAAAGUUUUGACUUUAAAAAGUUUACAAGUCAGAAUUAGAAGUGCUUUCUAUUUUUUUUUUAAUUUAAGUGAAGGUAACGGUAAAAGCUCCUAAAACAAAUAGGGAUGUUUUUAAUAAACUCUAUUUUCAUAACAAACUUUAAUGUGUGCUAUUCUUCCUGCACUGAAGUGGUAAAGGAUUGUUCAUCUUAAAAUUUGAACUGUUAAUACAGUACUGAAGUCUAAAUUAGACUUUGUUUAAACAUGUUUGUAUAACGAUUCACAGAAAUAAUGUGGUAGUUAUGUUGAUUUUUAAAUUUAUGAUUUUUAAUUUACAUGAAUAGAUGGAGAAAAUAACUUUUAAGUGUUAAGAGAAAAUCUAGUGUUUGCAGUGAAAAGUUGAUUUCCUGCUUGUUUUUCUUGGCCAUCCAAAAUAGAUGCUAUAGUAAAUGGUUACCCUGAAACAAUUUCCCUAAUAAUUCUGGGAGCUCUUGGAAAGCACAUCAGCAUACUUUUGCGAUAAUAAACCAUUGAUUAUGGAAGAUGCUAAUGAAAUGCAAAAUUGACACAUAUUCUAAUAUAUUUUAGAAAACUGUUUGAAAGCAAAUAUUUUAAAUUUUCAAAUGUUGUCUUAUGCUUUGCAAUAAUCACACUAUUUUUAUAUAACCUGGUCGUGCAUCUGUCCAGUUGCUUAUAACAAACUAAAGAAACAUAUAUUGUUCAAUUAAAUGUUCUAGUGCCAUUUCAAAAUGCAGGAUAUUUUAAAUCCACAUGGCCUGCCCGUACGUUCAGUCUUGAUUUUCUGUUUCUGUUGAUAUGCUCAGUACUUCAGUAGCUGUUUCCAUUGAGAUAAAGAGCUGCUCACUUUUUAAGGAGGUGAUACUACAGGAAGACUUUUCUUUGGGUCACAGAAAAAUAAAGAAUUUGUGAAAUCAUUUUCACAUUAAGCUUAAUUUCCAUGCCAUUUAUUAGAACAAUCAAAAGUGGAAUUGAAGUAAUUGUAUUUAAGCCUAUGAAGGUAAUGGGUACUAUUUAAAAAAUCUUGUACCUAAUCACUUAAAAACAAUUCAAAAGCAUAUGAAAGUCUCAAAAGGUUUAUGUAAACCGUAUUCAUGGUGCUCUAAUUUUAGAUGUGAGGUAAUAUUAUGAAGCAAGUUAGAGCCUUUUUUGUCAGUAGUAGCCAUUUCUUGGUGGCCUUUAUUACAGGUAUAUUUAAAUUAGGUAUAUAUAUCUACUGUAUGCAAAGGAAAGACUAAACAUGCAGAUGGCCUUAGGUACACAUUAAUUUCAGUCACAGCAAGGGGCUUGAAAACUGCUCAAGCAUGAGCUAGAAUUGCCAAACAUUUCCAAUAGGCUUAUAUACAAAUAAGCACUUUCCGUAAAAAUAAUGAAAGCUAUUUUAAAAUGACAAUAUUAAACAGGGUGCUAGGCAUACAGCAUUUGCCACUAUUGAAUAUAGAUUUUAAGAAGCAUGGUCUUCCAAAAAACUCCUUGCAUCAUCCUACUACCUACAGUACCUAUGGCGAUCAGUGCUGAACAAGUGAAUCUUUACUAAGGUUAAUAAAUUACAUUGUAUUAUUGACAUGAACUGCAGACUAUGCAUAGUAGUCCUUUGCAGAUACGCAGCUGAGUAACUAAAAUGAGUUCAAUCCAUGAAUUUUAAAAACGCAGCAUGUUGUAUUUUAUUAUUUUCUGUAGGACGGACAAGGCUUGGGUCCAACUUGUAAAAAACAAUGCCAUAUAUGUGAACUUUCUUAAAUGCUCACUCUUCCUAUAAAAAUCAAGAUAGGCUGUAUUGGCUGACUUAAAACAUUUCUUUUAUAGGAAAUAUGGUAAGAUUACCCUGGUUUUGGGCAAACAUUACUGUGCAGCAUUAGAUGAUUGUCCAAAACAGGAGAUAUCUUAGACUUCCAUUUGAAGUGUUCAGAGCAAAGGCUCUACACUUCCCUUGAAUUUCCCAAACUUCCAGGCACAUAUUUAUAUAUGGGCUAGAGAAUGAGUGAAGCCAAAGAAAUUUCAGUCUGAGUGUUCAUUUGCAUGGUAUCUGAAACAGUGGAAACCAGAUGGCUUUUCUCUUCACAUGGGAAACUGGUAGAAUAUCAUAGAUUGGCCAUGGUUUAAGACCCUUCAGGAAUAGGAAUGUGUCAAGCCAGCUUGAAAAUGCCAACAUUACGACAAGUUCUGUUGACCCAAAUGGCAAGGUAAACGAAGAUAAUCCAGAUAACACCACCACCGUAGACAAAAUGAACUGAUGCCCACUAUCUAUGAAAGACCAAAUAACUCCUGAAAUGGUGUUUCAUAAUGCCUUUAAUUACAGGUGUACAAAAUAAGACGUGUCAGUUUACAUUCAGCUUAACAGAGCUAUAGCAUUAGCUGGUUGCUUUUAUACCCUAAAUAAAGCCAGAUAAUUGAAGAAUUCCACAAAUACAUAUGACAUAUUGCUUUUUAGUAUACAGUGCUCCUUUUGGCGCAUCUAGGCCUUAGCCAGUCCAAUCACACCGCAAGCUAGGCGAGCACCAGCAUUUCCAGUUUUCAAGCUCUCAUCAUUUCCUCCUCUGCCCAGAUCAUCCGGUUUUGCAUGAACCUAAAAGGAGCACAGCAACAGAAUCAGACCCAAGCUUUGUAGGUUAGUAAAACUAUUUUACUAUUGAUGAUAACAAUUGAGAUACAUCCCAAUGAACUAAAGAGCAACCCCAAUUCUGAAAUUUUAAAUAGAGUUUAUAUUUUUUAAAAACAACCCUAUGUCCAACCAUCACUUGGUAACCAAGUAUUCCUUUCUUGCAGUAAUUUAAUCAUAAUAAUACAUGUUAUAUCAGAUGCCAGCAAUGAACAAAAGGCAGAUACUAUGUGAACCUUCCUAGUUUCAAGGCAAACAGUUCAACCCCAUAAUGCAAAUAGGUCAAAAAACACGAAGCUAGCCUUCUGUCAAUAGAGAGAUAACAAAAUAAAAGAUUGUUUCUGCUCAAUAUUGUGACUGCCUGUGUAAUGCCAGUGCUGCUGCUAGUCAUGUCAGCCUGCGCUUCCCAACAUCUAAUCAGUUCUGCCUAGCUUCCCCACUAACACUCUGACAAAUACAACUUCAGAAUUUCCAUUUUCCAAAAAAUCAGUAUAAAUAGUGUACAGAAAUAUUUUAAGCUACAUGAUUUGUCAGCAUAAACCUUUUUAGGUAAAAAAAAUUAGGGCUUAACAUUUAGAACUACGCUCAAAUUAGUUUUAGAAUACUGGUGUUAAGACUUGAAACACAUCAGUACUACAUAUUUGUACACCUCAAUAUUUGCAACAAGCCACCAAUAAAAUGAGGAGAUCUGUGCUUCAAGAUGGUUUAGCUCACCGCUCGUCCAAGUCAUGCUCAAUCCAUAAACCAGCUAUGCAAAGGAGUAUCUCUGACAAUAACUUUAGAUCUAAUUACUCAGUGAUUUCAAUCCUUGAGAGAUGCAGCCAACAGUCCCCUCAGAGAGAGCAUUAAAAUACUUCCCAGGAUUUUCAAGAAAAAUGUCAAAAACACUUACCACCAGAGUACGUCCGAUAACUGAAUGUGGCCCCGAGAGAGAAAUAACACAGUCGGUUAUGUCCACGUCUGCCACACCAGAGCCAUUUGCCUCCACAUUUCCCAGAUCACCAACAUGCCUGAAAUACAGUAUUAUGGUUGUUUUAAAUGGAAAAUUACUUCCAUUCAUACUCAACUUAUGGAAGUGCUACCACUGUAUCCCCAUGCUCACAAGUGCAAAGCAGAUGAUGUUUACUGUGCCCAAAUAUCAGUUUUGCUCAACUUGUAGUCAAGUUUAAUUGGCCAGUAUUAGCUUUGGCCCUUGCUAUUCAAUCAAUUUCCUUUUUUCUUUAAUAUUUGUCGAACCUAAUACAAAAAUAAUCUUCCUAUGAUGCAAUAUCCAGUUGACAUUAAACUCACAUAAGAUUAGUGUUACUUGACAGGAAUAAAUUGUUCUUUUAAAAAAUUAUUCAUAACACUGAAGCAAGGACUAGUAAUGUUAUGUCUUCCUAUUUUUGUUAUUGCUUUGCUGAACUUCUUUCAUGGUCUAUCUACUGGGAUUCACAACCCAUGCAACUUCAAUAGUAUCAGCAUUAAGAACAACACAGAAAGAUUUACAGUUGUACAGAUUUCCAGGAUGUUUUGAAGAUUUCUUCUGGAGUUCUCUUUGUAACUUAGAGCUGCCAUCAGAAAAUUGAUACCUUCAUUGUAAAUCAAUUGUACACAUAUACUGAUGCCUCUAACUGUAUGGCUGUAUUUUACUUGUUCUAGUAGACUGUAUUCAUAUUUUUAUUUUAUGCAAUGUUGAAUAAACUAUAUGCAAAACAAA